Molecule: messenger RNA, 342 nt
Organism: Colletotrichum orchidophilum
Lineage: Eukaryota; Fungi; Ascomycota; Sordariomycetes; Glomerellales; Glomerellaceae
Exons: 1
Coding region: 1-342 (113 amino acids)
Source: RefSeq, a predicted model, not a curated record
AUGCUCGUAGGCUCCGUGAACAGGCUUCGGCGAGCCAACAGACAAAUGGGAGCAUCGCGCUGCGCAGACGAGCGGGCGUUUUCGAAGUCUGGCCGCCGGGAGAGCGGAGGUUCAACCGGUGGACACCGGCAGGCUGGCUCAUUACCAGGCAAGCCGCAAGCCGCAAGCCAAGAUUUUCCAAUUGGUUCUUACAGUCCACACACUCUUUUGCGAGAGGGCCGGUUCAUUCAGGCUCCCCAGGCGCUUGGAUACUCGCUGUCUUGGCCAAACCCUGGUCACAGCAGAUUCUGGGGAGCACACGAGGUGGUAAACGAGCCGUCGUGCAGUCUUGUGGUUGAGUGA